This is a messenger RNA of Calidris pugnax (ruff), 2908 nucleotides long. RefSeq names its product glucosidase, alpha; neutral C (gene GANC). The transcript has 24 exons. The record is from RefSeq and is a predicted model, not a curated record. Gene Ontology annotation, molecular function: alpha-1,4-glucosidase activity; carbohydrate binding. NCBI's taxonomy places the organism in Eukaryota, Metazoa, Chordata, Aves, Charadriiformes, Scolopacidae. Gene Ontology annotation, biological process: carbohydrate metabolic process; N-glycan processing. Bases 135 to 2876 code for a protein of 913 amino acids.
AGAGCGCUGCGCCGGGAGUUCCGGCACCUGUCAGGCCGUUACGCUGAGGGAGCUGCCGCCGCUCCCUCAGAGCACCCUCACCCCGGGCUCUGCCGCCGCCGUGGGAGGGCGGGCGGUCGCCCCAUCUCCCCGCCAUGGAUGCUGUCUCGCCGGGGGAAGUCAGUGUCCAAGAUGAGGCUGUGGACAAAAGGACCUUUAAGAAAUGCAACCAGAUUGCUUUUUACAGGCGUCAGAAACUUCUACCUCCUGGAAAAUCCUUGUAUCGAGCGUUGUUGGAUUCAGUCACGUUAAGUGAUGAAAAUGUCAAAUUCCAAAUUAUUCAUGAGGAAAAUAAGGUUCUUCUACAAGUAGAAAUUUAUGAAAUAGAAGGCAAUAUUUUCAGGCUUAAAAUUGAUGAGGCAUCUCCUCUGAGAGCAAGAUACAAAGUUCCUGAUGUUCUUAUAAAGGAACCUACCACCCAGAGACUCUUCAUAUCGCAGAAGGAGGCAGGUAUUUUGGUGCUGUCAAGUGUUAAUGAGGACUACAAAGUUCAAAUCACAGCAAACCCCUUCCAGGUUGAGCUACAGUCCAAGGGUGAGACUGUUAUAAGCAUGAAUUCCAACGGGUUGUUAUAUUUUGAGCACCUACAACCACCUCCCAGUGACAGAGAACCCACAGCAGAAAAUGAGGAGGCAGCAAGUGGUUCCUCAAAGGAGAAACAAGAGGAUCUAGGUCUCUGGCAAGAGAAAUUUGGCCAUUUCUUAGACAUCAAAGCUCAUGGCCCUAGUUCUGUAGGCAUGGACUUCUCCUUACAUGGAUUUGAACAUGUUUAUGGAAUACCACAACACACAGAAGCACUUCUUCUCAAAAACACCAGUGAUGGCGACGCCUACCGGCUUUAUAAUUUGGAUAUCUUCGGCCACAAGAUACAUGACAAAACAGGCAUUUAUGGUUCUGUGCCCCUUCUCUUAGCACACAAGCCUAACAGAACUUCAGGGAUCUUCUGGCUGAACUCUUCAGAAACGCUGGUGGAUAUUAGUACAAAGGCAGCUGAGCACAAGCCACCUGGAUGUGCUGCAGAGAGUGCUAAGCAGAGAGAAGUGCCUCUCACUGAUGUGCGCUGGAUGUCAGAAAGUGGGAUCGUUGAUGUUUUCCUGCUGAUGGGCCCCACUGCUUUUGAUGUCUUCAAGCAGUUUGCGCAACUGACAGGCACUCAAGCCCUGCCUCCACUUUUUUCUCUGGGCUAUCAUCAGUGCCGGUGGAAUUACGAGGAUGAGCAAGAUGUGAAGGCAGUAGAUGCUGGCUUUGAUGAACACAGCAUUCCUUAUGAUGUGAUGUGGCUGGACAUAGAGCACACAGAUGGCAAGAGGUAUUUUACUUGGGACAAAAAGAAAUUCCAGAACCCCCAAAAGAUGCAAGAACUUCUCAGCAAGAAAAAACGCAAGCUUGUCGUCAUUGUAGAUCCCCACAUUAAGAUUGAUCCCACAUACACCCUGUAUUCACAGGCAAAAGAGAAGGGAUAUUUUGUGAAAGACAGAAAUGGACAAGAUUUUGAGGGCAUCUGUUGGCCAGGUUCCUCUUGUUACCUGGAUUUCACCAAUCCUGAAGUGCGAAAAUGGUAUGGAGACCAGUUUGCCUUCAAAACAUACAAGGGAUCCACUAAUAUCCUCUUUGUGUGGAAUGACAUGAAUGAGCCUUCAGUCUUCAAAGGGGCAGAACUAACAAUGCAGAAGGAUGCUGUGCACUACAACAACUGGGAGCAUCGAGAAGUACACAACCUCUAUGGCUUCUACCAGCAAAUGGCAACUGCAGAAGGACUCAUCAGACGUUCUUCAGGAAAAGAGAGACCAUUUGUCCUCACCCGAUCUUUCUUCGCUGGAUCACAGAAGUAUGGGGCAGUGUGGACUGGAGACAACAGGGCAAAGUGGGCUUACUUGAAAAUCUCCAUUCCAAUGCUUCUCACCAUCAGCAUGGCAGGGAUUUCAUUCUGUGGAGCGGAUGUGGGAGGGUUUAUUGGAGAUCCAGAACCGGAAUUACUUGUUCGCUGGUAUCAGGCUGGAGCCUACCAGCCCUUCUUCAGAGGCCAUUCUAUCAUGAAGAGCAAACGGCGAGAACCGUGGCUCUUUGGGGAGAAGAACACCCGGAUCAUCAGGGAAGCCAUCAGAGAGCGCUACCUUCUCCUGCCGUACCUGUACACACUGUUCUAUCGGGCACACACAGCGGCUGAGCCCGUCAUGAGGCCUCUCUGGGUAGAGUUCCCAGGGAAAAUAGAAACUUUUGGUGUGGAAAAUGAGUACAUGCUGGGAAACGCUUUGUUGGUGCAUCCAGUCACAGAGCAAGAGGCCAAGGCAGUGAGUGUUCUCCUUCCAGGGACACAGGAGAUUUGGUAUGAUUUCAGAAAAUUUAAACGAAUGGAAGAUCCAGGCACACUGAAGAUCCCAGUAACACUGGAGAAUAUUCCUGUAUUCCAGCGGGGGGGCACUGUGGUACCUCUGAAGACCACGGCUGGAAAAUCCACAGAAUGGAUGAUAGAUAUUCCCUAUGAACUCCGCGUGGCCCUGGACACAGAGGCCUGUGCAGUAGGUGAGCUCUACCUAGAUGAUGGCCAUUCGUUUCAAUAUCGUGACAAGAAGCAGUUCCUGUAUCAGAAAUUCACUUUCCAGAAGAACAUUCUGUCUUCCAGGAGCACAGGUGAAAGUGGACAAUACCACACUACCUGUGUGGUUGAACGGGUGAUAAUUCUGGGAUUUGGACAGGACCCCACUUCUGUGACAGCCUCUUCCAAGGGUGGGAAAGAAAAAAAAGUGGUUUUCACAUACGAUAUGAAGACCUCUGCACUGACACUGGAAAAUUUAGCCCUGAGAGUAGAUGCUGACUGGGCGAUUCGCAUCAACUGAAGAGAGACACGACUUCAUCAGAGAAUUUAUUG